Colletotrichum godetiae is the source of this 2057-nucleotide messenger RNA. RefSeq names its product 2,3-bisphosphoglycerate-independent phosphoglycerate mutase. Lineage: Eukaryota; Fungi; Ascomycota; Sordariomycetes; Glomerellales; Glomerellaceae. Gene Ontology annotation, molecular function: manganese ion binding. Gene Ontology annotation, biological process: glucose catabolic process. The transcript is spliced from 4 exons. Gene Ontology annotation, cellular component: cytoplasm. The record is from RefSeq and is a predicted model, not a curated record. The coding region runs from base 286 to 1860 and encodes 524 amino acids.
CAACGGCACGGAUCUAUUAUCGGCGAUACUAUGACAUAACCCCCCACCAAACACUGACACCAGAUAAAACAGCCCAGCGCCGGCAAAGCUCAGGAAAUAGAACAGGUACAUUGGCUGGGCUGGGCUGAUUCAAUCAAAUCUCCUCAACCAGCACUUCUCUCACCACCACCGCCGUAAAUAAAAGUCUCCAUCCCCCGAGAAAAUCACGCAAUUCCUUGAACUCUCUGCUUUUAUCCAUACCCCUUCUGUAAAAGAAUUUGCUGCAUAGACAAUAUCCUAUUCACCAUGGCUAAGACCGACCAGAAGGCCUGCCUGAUCGUGAUUGAUGGCUGGGGUGUGCCCGGCGCCGACUCCCCCAAGGAUGGCGACGCCAUUACCAACGCAAAGACCCCCGUCAUGGACGACUUUGCCCAGAGCAAGACCGGAUACUGCGAGCUCGACGCCUCCUCCAUUGCCGUCGGUCUGCCCGAGGGUCUGAUGGGUAACUCGGAAGUUGGACACUUGAACAUUGGCGCCGGCCGUGUCGUCUGGCAGGAUGUUGUGCGCAUUGAUCAGACCAUCAAGGAGGGCAAGUUGCCCGACAACGAGAUCAUUAAGAAGACGUUCGAGGGUGCCAAGAACGGCAACGGCAGACUGCACCUCUGUGGUCUCGUCUCCCACGGUGGCGUGCACGCCAAGCAAGAGCAUCUCUACAACCUCCUCAAGGCCGCCAAGCAGUACGGCGUCCCCGAGGUCUACAUUCACUUCUUCGGCGAUGGCCGUGAUACCGACCCCAAGUCCGGCGCCGGCUACAUGGAGGAGCUCGUCAAGACCGCCAAGGAAAUUGGCAUUGGUAAGAUCGCCACCGUCGUCGGCCGCUACUACGCCAUGGACCGUGACAAGAGAUGGGAGAGAGUCCAGAUCGCCCUCGACGGCUUGAUCAACGGCAAGGGCGAGGAGAGCACCGACCCCGUCAAGACCGUCAAGGAGCGCUACGCUCGCGGCGGCGACAAGGACAAGGACGAGUUCCUGACCCCCAUCAUUGUCGGCGGCGAUGAGGGCCGCAUCAAGGACGACGACACCGUCUUCUUCUUCAACUACCGAUCCGACCGUGUCCGCCAAAUUACCCAGGUGCUCGGCGACGUCGACCGCUCUGUCCUCCCCGACUUCAAGUUCCCCAAGAUCAAGAACCUCGUCACCAUGACCCAGUACAAGGCCGACUACCCCUUCGAGAUCGCCUUCAAGCCCCAGCACAUGGGCAACGUCCUCGCCGAGUGGCUCGGCAAGCAAAACGUCGAGCAGGUCCACAUCGCCGAGACGGAGAAGUACGCCCACGUCACCUUCUUCUUCAACGGCGGCGUCGAAAAGGUCUUUGCCCUUGAGACCCGCGACGAGUCCCAGGACCUCGUCCCCUCCAACAAGUCCGUCGCCACCUACGACAAGGCCCCCGAGAUGUCGGCCGACGGCGUCGCCGACCAGGUCGCCAAGCGCCUGGCCGAGCAAAAGUUCCCCUUUGUCAUGAACAACUUUGCGCCCCCCGACAUGGUCGGCCACACGGGCGUGUACGAGGCCGCCAUUGUCGGCGUCGAGGCCACCGACAAGGCCAUUGGCAAGAUUUACGAGGCCUGCAAGAAGGAGGGCUACGUCCUCUUCAUCACCGCCGACCACGGCAACGCAGAGGAGAUGAAGUUCGCCGACGGCAAGCCCAAGACAUCGCACACCACCAACAAGGUGCCUUUCAUCAUGGCCAACGCCCCCGAGGGCUGGAGCCUCAAGAAGGACGGCGGCGUUCUCGGUGAUGUCGCGCCUACCGUCUUGGCUGCGAUGGGUCUGCCCCAGCCUGAGGAGAUGACUGGUGCCAACCUGCUGUCCAAGGCAUAAAUGAAGUUUUUGUACUUUUGUGUCUUGGGUUGGGCGGGAUGUGGUUGUGAUGGAGUUGAGGGUGUGUCUUUGGCGAGCGGGUUUUCAUAGGGGAAAAGAAAAAGUUGAGAGGGUGAGUGCCGGCGUGUGUUGUAAAGGUUUAUGAUGACAAUAGACAACCCUAAAGUUAUAGAAAAUGAGAACACGCUUUGAUGACA